UGAUUGCAACAUCUUCUGAAUUGUUCAGAGCAGAGCAUGUACUGAUAGGAAACUCUGGAAGGAACUGGAAUCAAUCUGAUGCUCUCUCACAACUUGAAGACUGACUCCCAGAAGAGCUGAGAUCUGGCAGACUCCAAAUGUGGUGGCUUUUAGCAACAUGUUGUAUGCUUUUUCCCGGACCCAUAGAUGGCUAUAAGCAAGAAAGCAUCACAAAUCCUGAAGCCAAUAUGAAUAUUAGUGAACUUAUUUCUUACUGGGGCUAUCCUUAUGAAAAGCAUGAUGUUAUAACAGAAGAUGGUUACAUCCUUGGAACUUACCGGAUUCCUCAUGGGAGAGGAUGCUCAAGGAAAACAGCUCCGAAGGCAGUUGUGUAUCUGCAGCAUGGCUUAAUUGCAUCUGCCAAUAACUGGAUUUGCAACCUGCCCAACAACAGCUUGGCUUUCCUUCUGGCCGAUAGUGGUUAUGACGUGUGGUUGGGGAACAGCCGAGGAAACACUUGGUCCAGAAAACACCUUAGACUGUCACCUAAGUCACCGCAAUAUUGGGCCUUCAGCUGGGAUGAGAUGGCUAAAUAUGAUCUUCCAGCUACAGUCAAUCUGAUCUUAGAAAAAAGUGGACAAAAGCAACUCUUCUAUGUGGGCCACUCGCAGGGCACCACCAUAGCAUUCAUAGCAUUCUCUACGAAUCCAGAGCUGGCUAAAAAGAUUAGGCUGUUUUUCGCACUAGCUCCAGUGGUCACAGUAAAAUAUACUCGAAGCCCAAUGAAAAAAUUAACCGCCCUUUCCAGGAAGGCUGUCAAGGUAUUGUUUGGUGACAAAAUGUUCUCCACUCACACACGGUUUGAUCAAUUCAUUGCUACCAAAGUGUGCAACCGGAAGUUAUUCCAUCAGAUAUGCAGCAACUUCCUGUUUUCUCUAAGUGGAUUUGAUCCCCAAAACUUAAACAUGAGUCGCUUGGAUGUUUAUCUGGCACAGAGUCCUGCAGGAACAUCUGUUCAGAACAUGCUGCACUGGGCCCAGGCUGUCAAUUCUGGUCAACUCCAAGCUUUUGACUGGGGCAAUCCUGACCAGAACAUGAUGCACUUCAACCAGCUUACACCUCCUGUGUACAACAUCACUAAGAUGGAUGUCCCAACAGCAAUGUGGAGUGGAGGACAGGAUGUUGUAGCAGAUGCUAAGGACACUAAAAAUCUGCUCCCUAAAGUUGCCAACCUUAUCUACUACAAGGAGAUUCCACACUACAAUCACAUGGAUUUUUACCUCGGACAGGAUGCACCCCAGGAAGUUUAUGGGGACCUAAUUAGAAUGAUAGAAGAAUCUCUGCAACAUUAAAGGCACUCUACUUUUGUAAGCAGGUGGAUGUCUUGCGGUAAUAAUGAGUCCGACCCUACAGUGACACCUCAGUAAUUCUCAACUUGUAUUGUCCCUUCUUUUACGUGAGGAAGAGAACUGAAUGUUCUUUGUAGUCUAUGGCAUUUGCAAAUUUGACAGAUGCCAUACCCCAAUAGGUUAUUCUAUUUGGCAAAGGUGAUAGAAUAGGAUUACUUCCUUACAUUAUAAGACACAACAUUAUGUUUAAGAAUUCUAAAGCAAGAGCUAUUUCUAUUGGCUUGAGACAAACAGAUUGUAAUGAGGAAGUACAUAUAGCAAGGGACAGUGUAUGGUUUCUCAGAGCUGAGGAUGAUCUCUGGCCAAUAACCAACAAGACUCAGGACCUUCAACCAGUCUACAGCCACAAGAAAAUCCAUUCUUCCACAACUCUGCCUGAGUGUGGAAGCCUAUUCUUUUAGUGAUAGCAGCCUGAAUUGCAACCUGUGAUUGCAGGGGCAGGGGCCUCCAGAUAUAACAUGCCUACAUUCCUGAACUCCAAAACAGUUAGUAGCAUAAUAAAUAUAUUCAGUUUUAAAUUGUCAACUUUAUUCUAAUCUGUUGUCAGCAAUAAUAAGUUAGCAACCAUUAAGAUAUAACAAAUAUAUAAUAAAUGUAAUAUUUGAUUUUAUUAAUUAUAUAGUGAUAUUGAUACCAUAACUUAAAACAUUACAAUCUUAUAAUUAUGUAACACUGUAUUACAUGUAGCAACACAUUUAUUACAGUAUGUUUUAUAUUGUUAUGUAAUUUCUUGAAAACUUAAUAUAAUCUCAUCUUGAUUUCACCUGAUAGCCUUUAGUGUAAUUCUCUCCCUUGACCGUUCAGUUGUAGGUUAUUAGUGACUGAAUUUUUCAGCAUGU
Molecule: messenger RNA, 2227 nt
Organism: Mus pahari (shrew mouse)
Lineage: Eukaryota; Metazoa; Chordata; Mammalia; Rodentia; Muridae
Gene: Lipk
Product: lipase family member K
Exons: 10
Coding region: 138-1331 (397 amino acids)
Cellular component (GO): intracellular membrane-bounded organelle
Molecular function (GO): hydrolase activity, acting on ester bonds
Source: RefSeq, a predicted model, not a curated record